AUGAAAAAGGGCAGGAGGAACGACAAGGGUAAGAAGCUUGCGGGCAAGGCCGCAGCAAGGGCUCUCGUCUGGCUUCUGCUUCCUCUCCUCGUCUUCGUCGUGCUCAACUCCGAUCACAUGCCGCAGCUUCCUCUUCAAGCAACAACUCUUUAUUUGGUCGCCCAUUCACCACCACCUUCUCCCGCAUCAAGCGAGCAGACACCCAGCAUGGCCGUCGAUACACUACCUUCCGCCGCAUCACGCCAUGAAACGCCCGGCAAAGCCGUCGACGCACCACCUUCUCCCACAACAAGCGAUCAGACACCCGGCGUGGCCGUCGAUGCACCACCUUCCGCCGCAUCACGCGACGACACGCCUGGGGACGCCAUCCGUGCAAACAAAAGUCAAGGCGACGUUGCCCGUCGACGAGAUACAGAUAUGGCAGCACCAAGAAGCAAGUCAAUUUGUGACUUCAGCAGUGAACGAAUGGACAUCUGUGCCAUGCAAGGCGACGUCCGUAUGCACGGCAAAUCCGCCACCGUGUACGUGGUCUCAGCAUUCGACGAUGGCUACCGGCCAGAGAAUGGGACGGUGAAGAUCCGCCCGUACCCGCGCAAGUCGGAGGAAGGAACGAUGAAGACUAUCCGGGAGGUAACCAUCCGCUGGAGCGGGCUAGAUGCGCCACGGUGCACGGUGACGCACGACGUCCCCGCGGUGCUCUUCUCCACCGGCGCCUACCUCAACAACUUUUUCCACGCCAUGACCGACGGCAUCAUCCCUCUCUUCAACACUGUGAGGGAGUACGAUGGCCACGUCCAGCUUGUGAUCACCGACUACAACCGCAAGUGGGUUGACAAGUUCCAACGCAUCCUCGCCGUGCUCUCCAAGUACCCGGUCAUCAACUUCAACGCCGACGACAAGGUGCGUUGCUUCCCGUCGGUGCACGUCGGCACCGAAGGCCAUAAGGAGAUGGGGAUCAUCCCUGCUCUCUCCCGCAAGGGCUACACAAUGACAGACUUCCGGAACUUUCUCCGGUCGGUCUACUCGUUGAAGCGUGAGUGGUCAGCCCCCGUAAACCGGACCACGGGUGACAGGCCUCGCCUCCUCAUGAUUCUGCGCCGCAACUCGAGGGCGUUUGCGAAUGAAGCGGAGGCCGUCGCAGCUGCCACUGAGGUCGGCUUCGAGGUGGUGUUGGCGGAGCCGCAGGUCGUGAGCGACAUGGCCCGGUUCGCAGAGGUCGUGAACUCGUGCGACGUGAUGGUGGGCGUGCAUGGCGCGGGGCUCACCAACCUAUUGUUCCUCCCACGCAACGCCACAUUGGUGCAGGUCGUCCCGUGGGGCGACAUGAGCUGGGGGUCCAAUGCUGCAUUUGGUGCACCGUCGGCUGACAUGGGGCUCCGGUACGUCCAGUACGAGACGACCCCCGAGGAGACGACGCUCAAGUACAAAUACCCGAGGGACCAUGCCGUCUUCACCGACGUCGCCUCCAUAAACAGGCAGGGGUACGGUAUGACGUGGGAGCUCUUCCUCAACGGCCAGAACAUCACCCUCGACAUCGACCGCUACAGAGGGGUGUUGCAGAAAAUCUACCUUGAUAGUAUAAUGGUCGAUCCUUCAUUUAAUUCUGACCCGGUCGUCGAAGCACCACCUUCUCCGGCAUCAAGCGGCGAGACACCCGGGGACGUCCUCGAUCAGAACAGAGAUCUCCAAAACGAGAAGGGGCUGCAAGCCAUGAAUGCAGGAGUAGUAGAUGCUUCUUUGAUAAAAUCAGAUGUGGCAGCACCAAGAAGCAAGUCAAUUUGCGACUUCAGCAGUGAACGAAUGGACAUCUGUGCCAUGCAAGGCGACGUCCGUAUGCACGGCAAAUCCGCCACUGUGUACCUGGUCUCAGCGUCUGAUGAUAGCUACCGGCCAGAGAACGGGACGGCAAAGAUCCGACCGUACCCACGCAAGUCGGAGGAAGGAACUAUGCAGACUAUACGGGCGGUCACCAUCCGCUGGAGCGGCCUGGAUGCGCCACGGUGCACGGUGACGCACGACGUCCCUGCGGUGGUCUUCUCCACCGGCGCCUACCUCAACAACUUUUUCCACGCCAUGACCGACGGCGUUAUCCCUCUCUUCAACACCGUGAGGGAGUAUGAUGGCCGCGUCCAGCUUGUGAUCACUGACUACAACCGCAAGUGGGUCGACAAGUUCCAACACAUUCUCGCCGCGCUCUCCAUGUACCCGGUCAUCGACUUUGACGCCGACGACAAGGUGCGUUGCUUCCCGUCGGUGCACGUCGGCACCGAAGGCCAUAAGGAGAUGGGGAUCAUCCCUGCUCUCUCCCGCAAGGGCUACACGAUGACGGACUUCCGAAACUUUCUCCGGUCGGUCUACUCGCUGAAGCGCGAGUGGUCGACCCUUGUAAACCGGACCUCCGGCGACAGGCCUCGCCUCCUCAUGGUGCUGCGCCGCAACUCGAGGGCGUUCGCGAAUGAGGCGGAGGCUGUCGCAACUGCCACACAAGUUGGCUUUGAGGUGGUGUUGGGGGCCCCAGAGGCCGUGAGCGACAUGGCCCGGUUCGCAGAGGUCGUGAACUCAUGCGACGUGAUGGUGGGCGUGCAUGGCGCGGGGCUCACCAACCUGGUGUUCCUCCCGCGGAACGCCACAUUGGUGCAGGUUGUCCCGUGGGGAGACAUGAGCUGGGGGUCCAAUGCUGCCUUUGGUGCACCUUCGGCUGACAUGGGGCUUCGGUAUGUCCAGUACGAGACAACCCCCGAGGAGACGACACUCAAGUACAAAUACCCGAGGGACCAUGCCGUCUUCACCGACGUAGCCUCCAUAAACAGGCAAGGGUACGGCAUGACGUGGGAGCUCUUCCUCAAUGGCCAGAACAUCACCCUCGACAUCGACCGGUAUAGAGGGGUGUUACAGCAAAUCUACCUUGAUAGUAUAGUGGUUGAUCCUUCAUUAAACUAG
Molecule: messenger RNA, 2940 nt
Organism: Triticum turgidum subsp. durum (durum wheat)
Lineage: Eukaryota; Viridiplantae; Streptophyta; Magnoliopsida; Poales; Poaceae
Source: the annotation of a GenBank genome assembly